AUGCAAAAGCCAAGGGAAUCUUCUGCAAGACAGGGUGUUUCUAAAAAAGGCAAACAAAAGGUAGUGGAGAGGGAAUCUUCUGCUGUGCAAAAAGACAAAGAAAGAGCUGUUAAGAGGGAAUCUUCUGCCACUGUAGAGAAAGGGAAAAGUAAAGUCAGUUCUGUUCUUGGGAAAAAGAGGUGCAAAAAUGCAAAAACGACACGUGAUAAAGACCAAAGGUCCAAUACAGUGACUGAGGGACUAGUUUAG
Prunus armeniaca (apricot) is the source of this 249-nucleotide messenger RNA. The record is from the annotation of a GenBank genome assembly. Lineage: Eukaryota; Viridiplantae; Streptophyta; Magnoliopsida; Rosales; Rosaceae.